This is a messenger RNA of Pongo pygmaeus (Bornean orangutan), 838 nucleotides long. RefSeq names its product transcription elongation factor A like 4 (gene TCEAL4). NCBI's taxonomy places the organism in Eukaryota, Metazoa, Chordata, Mammalia, Primates, Hominidae. The transcript has a single exon. The record is from RefSeq and is a predicted model, not a curated record. Bases 1 to 648 code for a protein of 215 amino acids.
AUGGAAAAACUCUACAAUGAAAAUGAAGGAAUGGCUUCAAACCAAGGAAAGAUGGAAAAUGAAGAACAGCCACAGGACGAGAGAAAGCCAGAAGUAGCUUGUACUCUGGAAGACAAGAAGUUAGAAAACGAGGGAAAGACAGAAAACAAGGGCAAAACAGGAGAUGAGGAAAUGUUAAAGGAUAAAGGAAAGCCAGAGAGUGAGGGAAAGGCAAAAGAAGGAAAGUCAGAGAGGGAGGGAGAGUCAGAGAUGGAGGGAGGAUCAGAGAGAGAGGGAAAACCAGAGAUAGAGGGAAAGCCAGAGAGUGAGGGAGAGCCAGGGAGUGAAACAAGGGCUGCAGGAAAGCGCCCAGCUGAGGAUGAUGUACCCAGGAAAGCCAAAAGAAAAACUAAUAAGGGGCUGGCUCAUUACCUCAAGGAGUAUAAAGAGGCCAUACACGAUAUGAAUUUCAGCAAUGAGGACAUGAUAAGAGAAUUUGACAAUAUGGCUAAGGUGCAGGAUGAGAAGAGAAAAAGCAAACAGAAAUUGGGGGCGUUUUUGUGGAUGCAAAGAAAUUUACAGGACCCAUUCUACCCUAGAGGUCCAAGGGAAUUCAGGGGUGGCUGCAGGGCCCCACGAAGGGACAUUGAAGACAUUCCUUAUGUGUAGUGUCCCUGGCAGGCAUUUACCAGGCCAUGUGCUUUAACCUUACGGUAAUACUUUAGGCAUCCCUCCUGUUGCUAGCAGCCUUUUGACCUAUCUGCAACGCAGUGUUCUCAGUAGCAAAUGUUCAUCUGUUACAUGGAAAAAAUGUUGAUGUUGCAUUGUAAAAUUAAAAAACACAACUUGCAGAACCAAA